GACGCCAUUUUUUGUAAUGAAAAUAAUCAAAACAAUGACUCAGAGCAGAGCGCAGGAAAGCAACGAUAGAUCGAAUUUGUUUCUGUGAAUUUAAGUGAUUUAUUGCUUUUUAUUGAAAAUAUAUUACUCAAAUCGUGUGACAACUUAAGUCAGUUGUUAGUAAAAUCUGUUUUGGCGUGUGAAUCGUAAUCAAUAUUAGGACAACAUUCCUAUACUGACAAAUUGUUUUGAUGCGUGAAAUUUCUUUAUUUGUGGCUCAAGAUGAACCAAAUGGAACGACAAACCAUUCUCCGUCAGAUGGACCAGUUGAUUCAGAAGACCAAUUAUGAGAUUUUGAGAAAUGAAUGCUACAAUCGAAGAAUGCUGUCGGAGGUAAUGGUAGUAAUCAUUGAGCAUCGCUACCCAGAUGAAGCUACAAAACACAAAAAGUUAUUUGAAAAAAUAACCAAACGAGGGCCAACUGCAUUCCAGACCUUGCUGGAAAUUUGUCAAAAAGAUUUUCCUGAUGCCUAUGCGUUGCUAAAACCUGGAAAUCCUCCAAGCAGUGGUACUAGUUCGGGCAAUAAUAAUGGGCAGGAGAAAUACCGCUCAACAUUUAAUCCGAACAGACCCCGUUCGAUCAGUGCCAAUCUGGGGGACUCUAGCCGUUCGGUGGAACUUCAGCGUAAAUUGCGGAAUCUAUCGAUAGGAUCUCGCUCGGUGUCCGAAGAGGACGAUCUAAAGAAUAACAACAGUAUCUUGCUUGAAACUACGGACAAGGGCAUUAAGUGCCAAUUGGAAGUAUUUGAAGAAAAAUGUGAGGAUCUACUCAAGGUAGAACUUACGACCAGACCACAACGGCAUCGCUUGUUACAAGCCUAUGAAAUGAGAAGUCGCAAUAGAGGUGUAGUGUUUAUACUGAACGUGAUUACCUACAUCAAUAACACACAUCCAGUGCGAAAUGGAGCGCGAACGGAUAAAAACAAUUUGGUGUCAUUGUUCCGACAGCUUGGUUUUACUGUUUUCUACUAUGAGGAUCUCACCAGAGCGGACUUUGUGGACUUGAUCGAACAGCUGAAAGCCUCAGAUCAUCUUUCAACAGAAUGCUUCGCUUUUUAUGUUUUGGCCCAUGGUAACCAUACUAAAGGACGGGACAAAAUUUAUCUUCAUGAUAAUUCGGUGUUAUUUGUGGAGGAAAUUUUGGUGCACUUUAAUAAUGCCAAUUGCCGCAAAUUGAUACGAAAACCGAAGCUUUUUUUCUUUUCCAUCUGCAGGGGCGAUCAAGCAGAUUACGGCACUUUACGGCCAUCGGAGCACACGGAGCGUGACGGUAUGAUCAACCUGAAAAAGGACCCACCUACUAACAUGCCGACCUUUGCGGACAUGUUUAUCUGUUUCUCAACCGUGCCGGGAUUCGCUGCUCAUCGAGAUCUGCACAACGGGUCCUGGUUUGUGGAGAGUAUGUGCGAGGUCUGGGCUAAGCAUGCUCAUGAUACCGACGUGGAACAGUUGAUGAAACUUGUCGGAAAGCAUGCCAGCUUGUAUCGGACUGAACAGAACAAUGCGCUGCAAACCUUGGCAAGCGAGCAGCGAGGUUUUUUCGAUGUGCUAUACCUCAAUCCGGGAUAUAAUGCUGACUGAAAAAGCUAUGGAAGUUUAUUCAUUAUGCCAGACUCUGCACUCAAGUACAGCGAACCGUGAAGGGUUUGGUUAUUAAUAGUUUAGAGUAUAUUCUUUAUUAUUCUUUUUAUGUCAAUAAAAACAAAACAUUAAAA
Topomyia yanbarensis is the source of this 1754-nucleotide messenger RNA. It is a transcript of the gene Dronc, whose product is annotated as caspase Dronc. The transcript has 4 exons. Gene Ontology annotation, cellular component: cytoplasm. Lineage: Eukaryota; Metazoa; Arthropoda; Insecta; Diptera; Culicidae. Bases 262 to 1620 code for a protein of 452 amino acids. The record is from RefSeq and is a predicted model, not a curated record. Gene Ontology annotation, biological process: proteolysis; apoptotic process.